Messenger RNA from Linum trigynum, 2008 nucleotides. Lineage: Eukaryota; Viridiplantae; Streptophyta; Magnoliopsida; Malpighiales; Linaceae. The record is from the annotation of a GenBank genome assembly.
UUCUGGGACGUGGAAGUAAACCAUUGCACUUGGGCUAACCACAUUAAAAAUGCCUCGUGUUCUUCAUUUACUGCACCUUCUUCUUUGCUUUCUGCAGUUUCUUGGAGAGAAGUGUUGUCUUCUCAAUUCGUAUUCUCAUCAUACUGAUUGGGCUUUUGCCCUAUCUCAAAGACAACCUCCUCUUUUGUUUUGGUCUCUUGAUAUUUUCUCAAUUGGGGCCCAUUCUCCUUUUCGGCCCAUUUUCUUUGUUCGGUUCCUAAAGACUCGAUCAGAAGCAUCUGAAAAGUUCUCUUCUGUUCGAUCUCUUCUUCCUUCUUCCUCUUCUCUGCUUGACCUAAUUCGCUCGUCCAGAACCCUUUUAAAGAGCCUCCAUAGUGGGUUGGAGGUAAAUAUCGUCCAUAGAUUUUUAACCAAACACUAAACUUUUUUUUAAUGUACUUUUCUAAAAAUUUAAACGAGAAGCUGCUUCUGCAAAUCUAGCCCAUUAUGCGAUGUUACUAGAAAAUGUGGUCUCCCUGAAGUUACGAGGAAAUACUGAAAUAGUCAAUGGCUUUUGACUUCAAACUAAGAGAGGAAAGAAAGGGCUUGACUCCUGGAUUGGCCUUGGGCCUUACCAAACUUUGAAAUGGGCUUGAACCCUGAAACUAUGGCUGAUUGGGCUUUUGCAGCCCUAACCUCAACAAGCUUGAGCUUGGCCUCUUUAGUAAAAAACAGAGUACACAAACUCGUAGUGGGCGGCAAAGAUGGCCACAGGAUUAGCAACCAAAAGAUAAGAGUUUGGCCAUGGCGCAAAAGCCAUCAAAAAAAUCACUCGUUGCCUUGUUUGAUAACUAGCCCUCUAAAAACGGAUGACACUUUCUGGAUAGAAUUCAGAAAGUUACAUCCUUUUGCUCCUCAUCUUUCUUUCCAUGGCGGCAACCAUCAAACUAGUACUUCCUCCACCACAACAAUCCACUCCAGGUAAACAAACCCUUCACCCUGCUUCUCCAUGGAUCUCCUGCAAACCCAUUUCCCAUGGCGGCCAUUCGUCACUCGGCAUUACCAGUUCCCCUCACUUUACCAGCAGGCCGCCACUCUCAGCCUCCAUUUCGUUCGACCCAUCCAGGAACUUCGACCUCACUUUAUUUGACGAUGAUCAAGAUGCGUCGGAUGUAGCGCCGCAGCCGAUGCCGCCGAGCCAGGGGAGGUACGAGGUUGUCAUCGACAAUGGCAUCAUUGGCAGCCUCGAUUUGUCUCCGUUUCGCGAUGCUAUGCCUGCGGGCAUCAUUAAAGCUUCCGAUUCCCCUGCCUCAGCGGAUGACGCGAAGCAAUUGUUGGAACGAAGCGUGGGAUUUACGAUAAACUAUACGAGGGAGGACCCACGGGAUCCUCGAGAGCUGUCGGAAUUUCCAGACGUGAGGCUCUGGUUCGUGAGGCUGGAUGCAGCUUAUCCAUGGCUGCCUGUGGUGCUUGACUGGAGAGCAGGGGAACUCGCUCGUUACGCCGCCAUGAUGGUCCCUCAUCAGAUGAACAUGAAGAUGGGAGUUGUGUUCAAUCCGGAGGCGUUGGAGUUGUUCGUGAUGAAGAAAGUGUUCGUGGUGUAUUCUUGGCUGAAGGAGCAGAAUGUUAGCAAGGCGAGGUUGAAGACAGGUGAUAUGGCUAGAAUGCUUGGGUUUGGGAUUGGAAAUGAGCUUUUUGACUUGAUUGAUAGAAAGUGAAAAAAACUAUUUCUGAAUUGUUUUCAUAAUUCCACAUAUGUGUAAAGAGUAGUUUAUUUAUAGAUGAUUGUUUGUCUCGAAUUAACCAUCACGUUCAUCCAGCGACAAUAAAAUUGCUUAUUUUAGGGUUUUUGUUUACAUUAUUCUCUUGGCCUUGUUUUGUGAUUAUCGUUUGCAAGUUGAUAUAUUUUUUAAUUUAUAUAAUGGUAAAAUAGUUGCAAGGUGCUAUUGCUAUUGCAUACCUUUAAAUGAAUUAUAAUGAGCUUUGUUUCUUAAUUUCUCCGGUGUAAAAAUAAAAUUUGAUGGUAUUU